This is a messenger RNA of Kluyveromyces lactis, 933 nucleotides long. It is a transcript of the gene PPN2, whose product is annotated as putative serine/threonine-protein phosphatase. NCBI's taxonomy places the organism in Eukaryota, Fungi, Ascomycota, Saccharomycetes, Saccharomycetales, Saccharomycetaceae. The record is from RefSeq and is a predicted model, not a curated record. Gene Ontology annotation, biological process: polyphosphate catabolic process. The coding region runs from base 1 to 933 and encodes 310 amino acids. Gene Ontology annotation, cellular component: cytoplasm. The transcript has a single exon. Gene Ontology annotation, molecular function: phosphatase activity; endopolyphosphatase activity.
AUGAAAUUGGCACAAAUUCUGACAGCAUCGGGAACAUUUUUGUUCAUGCUUUACGUUACAUGGGUGUUUUUAAAGUCCGAUGAUUAUAGAGAAUUCCCAGUGAUCCAAACCAAAAGACAUGCCGACAUCAAGCAUUCGUACGAAAGACUAGUUUUUGUUGGUGAUGUGCAUGGGAUGUAUCAUAAAUAUGAGCAGUUGAUGGAAGACAAAGUGAAACCAGAUUCUAAUACCACUGUGGUUUUUUUGGGUGAUUUUAUUUCAAAGGGACCAAAUUCAAACCGACUUGUGGAACAAAUAAUAUUAAACGAUGAUGUAGGUUAUGACGUGAAAUGUGUUCUUGGCAACAACGAAUUGAGAAUUUUGUAUGCAUUGUUAAACCCUAUAUCAUUAACUAAAAGGAAAUUGAUCAAAAUCAAAUUCUCCUCAGAAGACUUCCUGCCAGACUUACCAUCCAUCAACAAGAAUCAUCGCCGUUUAGCAAGAGAAUUGGGUUGGGACAAUCUUGCUCGAUUGGCAGCUAAGUGUGGAGCUAUGUGGGAGUUACAGGAUCCACUAUACGACAAUUUCACUCUUGUAGCAGUUCAUGCCGGUGUUCUUCCAGAUCAUUUAGGAAAUCCUCCAUUGAAAGAAAUUACCGAUAUGAAAUACGUCGACGUAAAUGAUCACUCUCAUACUACAAGACAAAAAUUCGAGAACGCUACACGAUGGUAUCAUCUUUGGAACCCUUUAGAUAAGAAGAAAUAUUCGAUACACAAUAAGAUUAAAGUGAUUUAUGGCCAUGAUUCUUCUAAAGGUCUAAAUAUUCGUCCAAACACAAAAGGUUUGGAUUCUGCUUGCUACAAUGGUAACAAAUUGACUGCUCUUGAAUACGUUUGGAACCAUAAGACGAAAGAAUACAACCACAUUAUGCAUCAAAUCUCUUGUCAAGACUGA